Molecule: messenger RNA, 1019 nt
Organism: Hyposmocoma kahamanoa
Lineage: Eukaryota; Metazoa; Arthropoda; Insecta; Lepidoptera; Cosmopterigidae
Gene: slmo
Product: protein slowmo
Exons: 4
Coding region: 158-844 (228 amino acids)
Biological process (GO): phospholipid transport
Cellular component (GO): mitochondrial intermembrane space
Molecular function (GO): phosphatidic acid transfer activity
Source: RefSeq, a predicted model, not a curated record
CUUGCUUGUGCUCUCUCUUGCUCUUUUCUUUUAUUGCUGUGUUGGAGUAGGGUUGUUUCUAUCGUAAUGUGAGAUGCUAAGGAAAUAAUUAAAGAAACUAGAUGAAUUUUUUAUUUAACAUACAAAUUGGCCAUUGAAACUUAGAACUUGUUUAAUCAUGAAGAUUUGGACUUCAGAACACACAUUCAACCAUCCAUGGGAGACAGUUGCGCAAGCAGCAUGGCGAAAAUAUCCCAACCCUAUGAACCCUGCAGUCAUUGGAACUGAUGUAGUUGAAAGAAAAGUGGUAGAUGGAGUACUGAUUACCCACAGACUUGUCAGUUCGAAAUGGUAUUUCCCUCGAUGGGCACAAGCAUUGAUUGGAACAGCAAAAAUUUGCUAUGCUAGUGAGAAAUCCGAAGUAAAUCCUAGCAUACGACAGAUGACUCUAAAAACGAGAAACUUAACAUUUUGUCAUUACAUAGCUGUUGAUGAAACAGUAAGAUAUACUCCACAUCCGAAAGAUUCAUCCAAAACGCUGCUGACACAGGAGGCUGUAGUAACUGUACAAGGUGUACCUCUAGGCAGUUAUAUGGAAGAUCUACUUGCAAACAAGAUCUCUUUGAAUGCUGGAAAAGGACGACAAGCCAUAGAGUGGGUUAUAGGCAAGCUGGACUCUGAAAUCAAAGAACUUGCAAGUUCAGCAUGCAAAAGCACAGAUGAACUUCUUACACAGACUAAGAAGUCUCUUGAUGACAUCACUUCUUCAGCUAGAAGAUCCAUGGAUGAUAUUUCUUCAAAAGCAAAACGGUCCCUUGAUGAUAUAGAAAAAUUCACUAAGGCAAAUGCAAACCAACGGAGCUGAAAAGAGGAGUGAUUGAAGUCUCAAUGGACUGUUUGGCGCUAGAGACUUGCGACACACGCUAUUUUGUCAUGAUUAUUGUAUUUCAUUUUCAUGAAAAGUGAUUUCAUUCAUUUAUUUAUUACUAAUUUAAUGUAAUACCAUUAUGCAAUUGUAUUGCAUAGGAUUAAUGACAAUA